Molecule: messenger RNA, 381 nt
Organism: Aaosphaeria arxii CBS 175.79
Lineage: Eukaryota; Fungi; Ascomycota; Dothideomycetes; Pleosporales
Product: UBC-like protein
Exons: 1
Molecular function (GO): ubiquitin conjugating enzyme activity
Source: RefSeq, a predicted model, not a curated record
AUGAAACGCUUGAUAACAGAGAUAGCUUCCUUGAAGACUGGAUUGCCGCCAGGGAUAUUUGUCAGGUACGCUGCAUCCAGGAUCGAUUGCUUAAAAUUCUUGAUCGUGGGACCUGUUGAUACGCCUUAUGAGAACGGACUGUUCGAGUUCGACUUGUUUUGUCCGGCAAAUUAUCCCCAUGCUCCACCCCAAUGUCUCUUCAAAGGAACAAAAGGAGGCGAAUAUGGCAUCAAUCCAAACAUUUAUCCCAACGGAAAGGUAUGUCUCUCCCUCCUUAACACAUUUCCCGGCGAGCCAUGGAGGCCCGCAGUCUCGACCAUCCUCCAGGUCUUGGUAUCCAUUCAGGCGAUGAUUCUUUGCGAAGAUCCGCUUAGCAAUGAG